AUGACACAACAUACGCUGAUUGGCGCUCUAUGGCUCACCCUUCUCACUUUGGCCCAGGGCAGAGACUGUUUCUACCCUGAUCACUCGCGAGCCGAGGACUACACACAAUGCAACGCCGAAGCGACUCAAAGCGCCUGCUGCCAUAUCUCAUCUGCGUGUCUAAGCAACGGCCUUUGUCUCUCACAAACCGAAUUCGCCAACCGCAUCACUCGCGGCGCCUGCACCGACUACACAUACAGCAAUCCCGCAUGUCCAUCGCAAUGCAUCCAGAUCCAGCCUAAUACCAAUAUCACCCUCUUCCCUGCCAACGUGUUCCCGAAACCCAAAGGAAAUGGCCUCUUCUGUUGCGCUGGCAGCUAUAACAGCUCGGGCCGCCAGUGUCAGGUCGCCUCUGACAGCGACGGGAACCGGGAGCCUUUCACGCUUCCCGUGGGGAGUGUUAUAGUCGAUCGCCGCACCGGUGCCACACUGUCCGAUAACCCGACCACGAACUCGACGAGUGGCAGCGUGGUGACCGUGACGGCGAAGAGUGACAGUAAUGUCACAGCUGUUGGGGUCGGGGUGGGCGUCUCCUUGGGCGUGCUGCUGCUUGCUGCGCUGGCCGGGUGCGUGGUGCUCUAUGUACAGCUGCGGAAAGCGAAGAAAGAGCUGUUGCAUGGCGUUGAAUCAAAAGGUGCUUAUCGGGAUAUGCCUAAGGAGCAUCACGAGAAUACUGUGUUUUCUCCUCCGGUUGGACAGCAGAGUCUUUAUGCAGAUGGAACGAGUAAGGCGUAUAGCUAUGGCUCGAGUCAACCUCCUGCGGCGCCCGUGGACUCGCCAUUUAACAAUAUCGUGGCGGAGGCGCCGACGGAGAGAGACGUUGCUAUGGCGGAUAGUCGACCGGUGCUGAAGCCGUGA
Zasmidium cellare ATCC 36951 is the source of this 897-nucleotide messenger RNA. RefSeq lists its product as uncharacterized. Bases 1 to 897 code for a protein of 298 amino acids. The transcript is spliced from 2 exons. NCBI's taxonomy places the organism in Eukaryota, Fungi, Ascomycota, Dothideomycetes, Mycosphaerellales, Mycosphaerellaceae. The record is from RefSeq and is a predicted model, not a curated record.